AUGAGGAGAGAGAAACCGUCGACGGUGGCAGAGACGAAAGGAGAGGGAGAGAUGUCGGCUGCAGACGGUUGGAUGCCGAUUCGGUGUGCGAAUGCAGGAAUGGGCGGUCGACGAAAACGUGCGGAUGGCGUCUGUGUUCGUCGGGUGAAGAAGCUGAAGAGAGAAGAAGAAGAAGAAGAAGAACGGCGUUGUACUGCAGAUCUAAAAGGCUUGGCUGUAUACACCUUAAACCUUGCCCAUACAAAUGCUCGCAAAUCUUUGACCUUAGCCAAUUCACUUGCAACAACCACCACCAAUCCUCAACUUAAGCAACGAUAUUCGUCUUGUGCUGAGAGCUAUGAUGAAGCUGUUGGUGACAUUGAAAAUGCCCAAAAAGACUUGGCACUUGGUGACUUUAAUGCUGUCAAUAUUGUAACUUCUAGUGCCAUGACAGAGAUUGACGACUGUCAGGAUAAGUUCGCGCAGCCGCCGAAGGAUACGUCGUUGCUUUUAAAGAAUGGCAAGACUCUAAACGAUAUAUGCAAUAUUAUUUUGGUUUUAUCCAAUCUUCUUUGA
Molecule: messenger RNA, 555 nt
Organism: Cucumis melo (muskmelon)
Lineage: Eukaryota; Viridiplantae; Streptophyta; Magnoliopsida; Cucurbitales; Cucurbitaceae
Product: pectinesterase inhibitor-like
Exons: 2
Coding region: 1-555 (184 amino acids)
Biological process (GO): negative regulation of catalytic activity
Molecular function (GO): pectinesterase inhibitor activity
Source: RefSeq, a predicted model, not a curated record